AUGGGAAAAGAAACAAAAACUAAAGAUUCAUAUUUUAAUAGGAAGAAGCUUACAGAGGAUGAAGUUGUACAGGUGGAGGAGAGGAAAGAAGAUGUGGAGUACACUUGUGGAGGGCAAAUAUUCCAAGAACCCUGCCUUGUGUUUGUAGAAGUAAAGAUAACCUGUGAGUCACAUGUGUCAAGUAACUAUUACCAUAAAAGGAAAAAUUUUCACUUGGUUUGCUAUGUUUGUGGUGAUGAAAACCCAUUGGUUGUACCUCCUGAUGUAAUUGAAAGCCACUCAUCUGCUCACCCAGUAUGCAUGGUGUGUUCACAGAAAGGAUACAAACCCAGAUUAAGGAAAAAAAGUCUUUGUUGGGAAAGCGCAAAAAAUGACUUAAAUUUGAAUAUGAAAUCUUAAAUAUGAACUUUAAUUUGGGGCAGACAUGUAUAUUGAUAAACAUGAUAAAGUCACAAAAUAUGUGAUUUUCAAUAGACUUGAACUUAAUUUCAAUUCCUACAGUAUGUAGCAUUUGACAUUGUUGAGUUUUUGUUCACCGAGUAAGUGAAUUUUAA
Messenger RNA from Saccostrea cuccullata (small rock oyster), 554 nucleotides. RefSeq lists its product as uncharacterized. Lineage: Eukaryota; Metazoa; Mollusca; Bivalvia; Ostreida; Ostreidae. The transcript has 2 exons. The record is from RefSeq and is a predicted model, not a curated record. Bases 1 to 399 code for a protein of 132 amino acids.